CCCCACCACCACCACGCCAGAGAAUACGCCCAGUGGCUGAAGCGUAGCAGGUGCAGUGAACACGGCACAGUAGGCAGAGAGAUAACCCCAACAAACUCCGAAGGAACCAAGCAUGGGGACGCAAGCGCCGCCGGCGGCUAGGGAGAUCGCGGCGGUGGGUGUGAUCGGCGCGGGGCAGAUGGGCUCGGGCAUCGCCCAGCUCGCCGCCGCCGCCGGCUGCGGCGUCUUCCUCCUCGACUCCGACCCGGCCGCCCUCUCCCGCGCCGUCGCCUCCAUCUCCUCCUCCCUCAGCCGCCUCGUCUCCAAGGGCCAGCUCUCCCAGGCUGCGUGCGAUGAUUCCGUCAAGCGGAUAAAGUGCGUCUCCCAUGUGGAGGAGCUGCGGGGCGUGGAUCUUGUGAUCGAGGCCAUCGUGGAGUCCGAAGAUAUCAAGAAGAAGCUGUUCGUGGAGCUGGACAGGAUCACCAAACCUUCUGCCAUUCUUGCGUCCAACACCAGCUCCAUUUCGAUAACCCGGCUCGCCUCAGCUACCAGCCGCCCCUCUCAGGUGAUAGGCAUGCACUUUUUCAACCCUCCUCCUAUAAUGAAGUUGGUUGAAAUAAUACGAGGAGCUGAUACAUCAGAAGAGGUUUUCUCUCAAGUUAAAUCUUUUUCUGAAAGAAUUGGGAAGACCGUUAUAUGUUCACAAGAUUACCCCGGCUUCAUUGUGAACCGCAUCCUAAUGCCGAUGAUUAAUGAAGCAUUUUGGACACUUUACACGGGGGUGGCAACCAAAGAUGACAUCGAUACAGGGAUGAAGCUCGGCACGAAUCAUCCAAUGGGCCCUCUGCAGCUUGCUGACUUCAUAGGCUUAGAUGUUUGCCUUUCAGUACUCAGGGUGCUCCACAACGGACUAGGAGAUAACAAAUACAGCCCUUGCCCUCUUCUUGUCCAAUAUGUCGAUGCCGGACGACUUGGAAAGAAGCGCGGACUAGGUGUAUACUCUUAUGGGAGAAGCUCUUCAUCGGUUAAACCCAAGUCAUCUCUGUAAACAUUUCUGUGCGGCUGUUGAGCAAAGAAAUGAAGUUGUGUAUGUACUUUGUAUAUCAGUGGAAGAAAACAAGAAGACCAAAAGUAGUACUCCUUCCGUCCGGAAAUACUUGUCUUAGAAAUGAAUAAAAUGGUUGUAUCUAUAACUAAAAUAAGUCUAGAUACAUUCAUUUCUAGGACAAGUAUUUCGGGACGGAGGGAGUAGUACAUGUAGUCACUCAGCAUCGCAAUAACAGGCUUAUGCGGGCUUGGAUCUGUAGCAGAGCUUGUCAAAUAAGCUUAUGUAAAACCAUGGGUGUUUAGGGGUUCAAGGUGCCAUGUGAAACUUUUACAUGUAAAAAUCAUGAAAUUUACAUACUUAGAUACCUGGAAA
Hordeum vulgare subsp. vulgare (domesticated barley) is the source of this 1399-nucleotide messenger RNA. Its product is annotated as 3-hydroxybutyryl-CoA dehydrogenase. Gene Ontology annotation, biological process: fatty acid metabolic process. Bases 113 to 1027 code for a protein of 304 amino acids. The transcript is spliced from 4 exons. Gene Ontology annotation, molecular function: oxidoreductase activity, acting on the CH-OH group of donors, NAD or NADP as acceptor; NAD+ binding. The record is from RefSeq and is a predicted model, not a curated record. NCBI's taxonomy places the organism in Eukaryota, Viridiplantae, Streptophyta, Magnoliopsida, Poales, Poaceae.